Molecule: messenger RNA, 2000 nt
Organism: Esox lucius (northern pike)
Lineage: Eukaryota; Metazoa; Chordata; Actinopteri; Esociformes; Esocidae
Gene: sdr16c5b
Product: short chain dehydrogenase/reductase family 16C, member 5b
Exons: 7
Coding region: 180-1097 (305 amino acids)
Cellular component (GO): lipid droplet
Molecular function (GO): oxidoreductase activity, acting on the CH-OH group of donors, NAD or NADP as acceptor
Source: RefSeq, a predicted model, not a curated record
AAAAUGAACUUUGUCUUGAUUUGAACACCGUGUCUGCCCCUACUACCUCCGUGUGCAAAGGUCGGAUACACACUGAUAUAUAGUCGAUAUUCUUUUUUUAAGCCAAAUAUCGGUUACAGCCUCUAGGUUACGCAGAAGAAGCGAACCUAUGUGGUUUGAUAGGUCCUACAGUGAUCAAGAUGAACUUCGCACUGGAGACGCUAAAUGUACUGGUCAUGUCUAUAUAUUAUACCCUGGAAGCACUUAUACAACUAUUCGUCACUUUGCGGAGGAAGAGCGUUGCGGGAGAAAUCGUCCUCAUCACAGGGGCGGGUAGCGGCAUCGGCAGGCUGAUGGCCCUAGAGUUUGCCUCAAUGGGCGCCACGCUAGUGUUGUGGGACAUUAGCCAGGAUGGCAACAAGGAAACUGUUCGGCUGGUGAAGGGAAAGGGUGCAACCAGUGUGCACCCAUACAUCUGUGACUGUAGCAACAAGGCAGAGGUCUACACAGUGGCUGACCAGGUAAAACGAGAAGUAGGAGACGUAACCAUCCUCAUUAACAAUGCUGGCAUUGUGACUGGAAGGAAGUUUAUGGAUGCCCCCGACAGCCUGAUUGAAAAGUCAAUGGAGGUCAACUCCAACGCCCACUUCUGGACCUACAAAGCAUUUCUACCUGCAAUGAUUGCCAAUAACCAUGGUCACUUGGUGAGCAUCGCCAGCUCUGCUGGAUUGAUUGGAGUCAACGGCCUGGCAGAUUACUGUGCCAGUAAGUUUGCAGCUGUGGGUUUUGCUGAGUCUGUGGCGCUGGAGCUGCAAGCAACAAAGAAACACGGAGUGAAGACAACCAUCGUGUGUCCCUUCUUCAUCAACACUGGGAUGUUUGAUGGCAUUAACACCAAAUGGCCCUUGCUCAUGCCCAUCCUGGAACCUGACUAUGUGGCCAAAAAGAUCAUUCAUGCAAUCCAAACUGACCAAGUCUAUCUUUAUAUGCCUCGAAGCCUCUACCUCAUCAUCGCCCUAAAAAACAUUUUGCCCACUAAGAUGGGGCUCCUCUUGGGAGACUACCUGGGGGCAUUCAAUUUCAUGGAUGCAUUCAGAGGCCAUGGGAAGAAGGACUGAAGCAUCAAAUAACUGCUGCGUGGGUUCAGAGGAUCAAUUAAUUUCUCGUCUGAUGUACUACAGCUUUAAAACCCUUUCUGAAUCCAGCCUACAUUUUUUAGCACUUGUCUGGCUGUUAUAAUGGAAGUCAGAUUUGAGAUGUUUUUGUUACAAUAGAGUAAUAUCAGUACACUAUAGAAUAUAAUUGUACAAAUAAGUUAUAUAUAGUUUGACAGUAUCAUUGGCAAUAUUGCAGUAUUAGUUUUGCACUGGUCCGCUGUACCUACACUAAAACAGUUUUCAUCACUUUAAUUUCCAUAAAUUAUCAAAAGUUUAUUUCUCAUUACUCAUUUAUUUUCAUUGCUUACUUACAGCAAACAUUUAAAUAUUUUAUCCUGUGGUCCCUGCCAAUACCCAACCCUAGAGACUAUGCUGACUAGUUCUCUGCCUUAUGUUGAUUCUUAUUAUAUUUUACUCAAGUGUGACAAAUUAGGGAAACCAAUGCCCUUACGCCAUUGGAUAAUUACAUCCAAUUAUAUUUCUGUCAAGAAUUCCUUCAGUUAGUGUUCAAAUAUUUAAUGAUCUUAUGUGUUUCAUUUUCAGUAUAUUCAGUAUAAGUCUGAAGUAAUGUCAUUAUGUUGCUUGGUUAGUAUCUACACAGAACAUGUCGUAAUACACUGCGAGUUGAAGCAAGUUUAAUAAUAUGCCAGAAUACAGUUUGAAUGUUGCUUUUUUGUCAACUCACUGUGCUUUUAUGUCAUAAUCACGUACAGUUGCAGCCAUGGUUAUCAUUUCUGAUUAUCCACAUCAUGCAUCCUGUCUUAAUGAUCUGCCAUGUAAGCCUCAUAUUAAUAUUUUCUGGAAAGUUGUCAGAGAAGCCAGAUGACUGUCUGACAUUAUACUAAAAACAUUAUCUCAAAGUAA